Messenger RNA from Ctenocephalides felis (cat flea), 832 nucleotides. RefSeq lists its product as uncharacterized. The annotation marks the transcript as partial. Gene Ontology annotation, molecular function: oxidoreductase activity. The transcript is spliced from 4 exons. Lineage: Eukaryota; Metazoa; Arthropoda; Insecta; Siphonaptera; Pulicidae. The record is from RefSeq and is a predicted model, not a curated record.
GGGUCAGAAAUAUUAUUACAAAAAUUCGUACGGCAUGUUCGUGGGAAAGCUAUGCGGCCUGAUAGCAGUGCUGGCCGUGCCGACGAUUCUGAGGAUCCUCAUGUUCACUCAGAGGUCCUCGGUACCGUUUACCGCCUACAAGAGGUACAUCGCAACAUUACUUCAUACCACUUUGUGGUACGAUAUUAAAUUGACGAAGGAUUCGAGAUCCUGGAAAUCGCUUAUACAAGUGCGCAAACGUCACUUCCAGGCUGGUCAAUCAGCCUGUGCCAAAGGUUUAGGGUCUGUGACCCAAAAGGACUUGGCAUUGACCCAAUUCGGUUUUAUGGGCUUUAUUUUGAUAAGACCAAAAUUUCUGGGCAUACAAUGCGAUGAUAAGAAGGACCGAGAGGCUUUUGUACACGUUUGGAGAUGCGUUGGGUAUAUGAUGGGGCUGGAAGACAGGUUUAAUAUUUGUCGUGACUCUUUAGAAGAAACUGAAGACUUAUGUGAAGUGCUUUUGGCAAAAUAUUUUGCACCAUUGUUAUCAACGUACAACAAAGAUUUUGAGGACAUGUCCAAAGCACUUUUAGAAGGCAUGUGGACCUUUAACCCCUUCAUCCACUUUACAACGUUCAUGUACUUCACGAGACGUUUAUCUGGUGUAUCAGAGUACAAAUUUCCUUUACCCAACAUCGUGGACAAUAACGACAAUAACAAUUUGAAAGAAGACAAUACUAAAAUCAGCAAAAAAUUGUUUGCAACGUCUCAAGAACAUCCCCGGCCACUACUCAUCCAGCGAUGUCAUCACUCCUGGUCAUCUGGCCAGAAACACUCAGGCGAACGUCGCUAA